Malus domestica (apple) is the source of this 1029-nucleotide messenger RNA. RefSeq lists its product as uncharacterized. Lineage: Eukaryota; Viridiplantae; Streptophyta; Magnoliopsida; Rosales; Rosaceae. The record is from RefSeq and is marked predicted. Gene Ontology annotation, biological process: rRNA 5'-end processing.
UUAAACCCUAACUAAACCUCUCCUCAUAACAUGGUUUGUUUAAAAACCAAAAAAACAAGAAAACCCUCGCUAAUCAGUCGACGCCGUAAGUGUAGGACAAAAUCCAUAAGUGAGUUCAUCAAAUAUAUUUGGGACAAAUUCGCAUCGAAUUAGAUGAGGUACGUGAAGCCGCUGAACUUGUUCCAGGAUCUGCUCAAGGCCAAUACUCUGGAACGCGGGCGGUUGCUGGGUUUGGACGUCGGUGACAAGUACGUCGGCGUAGCCGUUUCGGAUCUUCAUAACAAGAUUGCGUCGCCCUUGAGUGUUCUGUUGAGGAAGAAAUCAAAUAUUGGUUUGAUGGCCGCCGAUUUUCAGAGUUUGAUUUCUGAGCUUUCUCUGGUGGGCUUCAUUGUUGGAUACCCGUUCGACAGACAAAAAGGGACUCCUGAUGCUGUCCAAGUGAAGCUUUUCAUUGACGACCUCUCUAAGACAAGAAAACUGGAAGGCUUAAAGUAUACAUAUUGGGACGAGGGAUUUACAUCAAAGAAUGUGGAACUACUGUUGAAGCCUUUGAAUCUGCCUCCAGUUCAGUCCAAGACAAUUAUGGACAAGUUUGCUGCUGUUGGUAUACUCCAGGGAUACUUGGAUUAUGUGAACAGAGAGCUGAAGUCUGACGUCACUCAGUAAGGUGUCUCUGAAUGGAUAUAGCUGUUUCUUACUUGCUGAUGACAGAGUGAUUACGUUACGACUGCACUCAAGAUAUACUCUGCGGAUCACCUAUCAUACAAGAAUUAAAUUGGUAAGGUUCUAAGAUCGUUGACCUGACUGGUAAGCAAACUUGGUACUUUCCUGAGCUAUUGGAGCUGUGAUCAAAAGUAUCACAAAUGAAAUUUUUGGUGAAGAUAUAUACACUCUUGAGUCUCAACGAUGACGAUGACUCCAAUUUUGUCCUUCUGGACUUUGUAUUGUAAUGCUCAAAACUAAGAUUAUAGUUAGUACUGACAUAACAUAGUUAAGUUCUCAAGCUUUCCGUUUAAGUCGUUUUGGGGA